AUGGCUUCUACUUCGAACACGUUCCCUCCAAGCCAAAGCAAUUCUUCCAACAACCUUCCAACUUCUAGACAUGCAUCCAUUGUGGAGAUGCUGUCUACUCCGCCAUUGCUGCCCCACGUUCAAGUGAACGAUACAGACGACAAGGAACAACCAGAAGAGUCCACGCCGCCAACAGCAACAGCGGCAGCGCCUGGUCCAGGUUGUGCUGCUACACCCGCCCCCUUGCGCGAUGAAAAGCCUCAAUUCAAACUAUCAGCUGUUCCUAUGACCCAGACGCCAUCGCAGUGUCUGUCAUGUGUGCACGCCCAAAAAUGGCAACACAUACCGUUGUCGCAAUUGAUCGAACAGAAUAAGCUUAUUUUUGUUCCAGGUUCCAUAUCGGUAGAGGAGGCAUUCAACACUUUGAUCAAGUAUCAUCUAAACUCUAUUCCCGUGGAAUCUUUCCCCGGCGACAUGAACUGUUUUACUUUCGACUACAAUGACCUUAAUUCGUACCUUUUGCUGGUUUUGAAUAAAAUCACCGUCAGCAACAAACAGCUUACUGCAGAUUGCCAGAAUGGAAAACCCGUACCAGUGGGCGAAAUGGUGAAACUAACUCCUAAGAAUCCGUUCUAUAAGCUGCCGGAGAAUGAGAGUUUGUCCACGGUGAUGGGGAUUCUCGGUUCGGGUGUCCAUCGUGUAGCGAUAACAAACGAAGAGAUGACCAAAGUUAAAGGUAUUUUGUCCCAACGUCGUUUGAUAAAGUAUCUUUGGGACAACGCUAGAUCUUUUACAAGCUUAGAACCUCUAUUAAACUCCUCAUUACAAGAUUUGCACAUCGGUGUUCUCAAUAUUCAAUCUAAGCCAACUUCAAGACAAUCCCGUGUCAUCUCUAUUCAAGGCGAGGAGCCCUUAAUCAUGGGCCUUUAUAAAAUGCAUGUGGAAAGAAUUUCUUCCAUUGCAGUCAUCGACAAACAAGGUAAUUUGCUAGGUAACAUAUCGGUAACGGACGUAAAACAUGUCACAAGAACCUCCCAAUACCCCUUACUACAUAAGACAUGUCGCCAUUUCAUUUCUGUCAUUUUAAACUCCAGAGGAUUAGAAACGGGUAAAGAUUCUUUCCCCAUUUUUCACGUAUACCCCAGUAGUUCACUAGCAAGGACUCUUGCCAAGUUAGUUGCUACAAAGUCUCAUAGACUAUGGAUCGUACAACCGCCGGAGUCGUCAACCUCGGCGUCAUCCACAAAUUUAACAGCUGCUAAUACUGCAGCCAAUGCAGUUUCUGCCACCGCUCAAUCGUCUGCUAAUGGUGCGACUCCAAUGUCAAAGUCAUCCUCUUCAACAUCCCUCAACUCCCACUCUCCGUUGAUGACAGCAAUGGAAGACCCACCAUCCCCACGUUCUUCGGCCAUCGCGAUCCCACCACCAAGUCCCGCUUCCUCAACAAACACACCAAACCUAUUCGAAAAGGAAUAUAGAACGGGUAAGUUGAUCGGUGUGGUCUCAUUGACAGACAUCAUCAACUUAUUAGCAAGGAAACAAACAGGGAAUAAAGAAGUGGAUCCGCAAUCCGCAAGAAGACAGAGAGGCAGUAUCGCCAUGUGA
This is a messenger RNA of Saccharomyces cerevisiae S288C, 1584 nucleotides long. RefSeq names its product Sds24p (gene SDS24). Gene Ontology annotation, cellular component: cytoplasm. Gene Ontology annotation, biological process: regulation of mitotic metaphase/anaphase transition; septum digestion after cytokinesis; cellular response to glucose starvation. The record is from RefSeq and is marked reviewed. The transcript has a single exon. NCBI's taxonomy places the organism in Eukaryota, Fungi, Ascomycota, Saccharomycetes, Saccharomycetales, Saccharomycetaceae. The coding region runs from base 1 to 1584 and encodes 527 amino acids.